AUGGCGGGGAGCAUACAGGAGGUAAGUCAUCCGGCGCUGUUGGUGCCCCCGCCGCCGCCGCCGCCACGGCAGCGCCAGCAGCAUUACCAGCAGAAGAUGCCGAUGGCGCUGUUCCCAGGCAGUCUGUACGUAUCCCCCGUGACCGUGGAGCAGUGGAAGUGGCUGGCUUCCAGGCCCGCAGCUCGCGACUCGCUGGGACUCAUCAACUGGCCUGCUGAGGGUGGCGGGGAAGGAGGCGACGGUUGUUUCACUCGCCUCGACUCGCUGGCCGCCUCCCAGCUCUCGUUGCCGCGGCGAUCAGUGCAAGACGGGCGUGUGAGCGUCCACUUCCCCUUGGCCACGGACAGGCUCCUCCAGCUCCACUACCAGGACCACAUGCAGGAGAUUAGCAUGGCGAGGCUGCUCAAAGAUAUGGAUUGCCUGGGAGGGCACGUCUGCCGCAAGGUGAGAUCGCCAUAUCUAUCUCUCUUCCAAGCUACCGCUAAUUUGGCUGUGCUGCAGCAUUGCCUCGGAGACGAAGGUACCUCGAGGCCGCUUGUGUUCUUGACGGUACUCUUGGAUGGCCUGGUCAUCCACAAGCCGCUCCUGUUCGAUGUGGACGUGGAGCUCAUUGGCACAGUGCAACGAGCCGGCCGCAGCUCCCUCCACGUUCACAUCCAAGCUGUGCAGCACCAAGCUACUGCCCUGGAGGCUGGCCUCGUCUUCGUGGCCCGCGACAGGAUAACUGGCAAGCCAGCGCGGGUGAACGCUCUUGAAGCCAGACGCGUGGAUGUGGAUAAUCACCACGAUCAUCACGCCGCGCCUGGAGCCUGGCAGCAACUUGUGGGAUGCAUGCUCGACGAGGGGCGGCAACUGCUGGCGGCGGGAAGCAAGGAUGAUGCUAGUGCUGUCUUGAUCCAGAGGACUCGACACCAAACGUGUUUUGUGGUGGAGCCUCAGCAGCUCAACUCGCAGGGAUCAGUGUUUGGGGGGGAGCUCUUGGCUGAAGCUUGUGGGCUGGCCAUGUGCACUGCAUAUGGCUUUGCCGCGCGCUUUGGCCACGGCCGCAGUAGACCACGGCUCAAGCACAUAUAUCACGUCAAGUUCUUGGAGGGGGUGAGUGAGCUUGACUUCUUUGUUCCUUCCUGGUGCUAA
Molecule: messenger RNA, 1134 nt
Organism: Selaginella moellendorffii
Lineage: Eukaryota; Viridiplantae; Streptophyta; Lycopodiopsida; Selaginellales; Selaginellaceae
Product: acyl-coenzyme A thioesterase 10, mitochondrial-like
Exons: 1
Coding region: 1-1134 (377 amino acids)
Biological process (GO): acyl-CoA metabolic process
Molecular function (GO): fatty acyl-CoA hydrolase activity
Source: RefSeq, a predicted model, not a curated record